Molecule: messenger RNA, 2028 nt
Organism: Folsomia candida
Lineage: Eukaryota; Metazoa; Arthropoda; Collembola; Entomobryomorpha; Isotomidae
Exons: 4
Coding region: 348-1736 (462 amino acids)
Source: RefSeq, a predicted model, not a curated record
UGAAAUAAAUGUUUACUCGAAGAAGUGCACGAGACGAGCGUAUUUCCUAUUCCAUGUAUUUCACGAUUAAUUUUUCAAAGUCUUGAGAACUAAUUAUCCAGAUUUGGGGUUUCUUUGUUUCUGCUUGUAACAUAAGCAAUGGGAAGUUUAUGUCCUGUGACAAUAUCCUCAAAUGCAAAUCAUUUAUUCAACAAAACAACAUAUUAAUAAUAAAUAAAAAAUAUAGACGUAUGCCUAGUAUUAUUAAUACGUGACUAGAUUUUAGACUGAGAUUUUAUACCUAAACCGUUUAAUUACAUGUAUAAAUAAACUACAAACGUAUUGUCUUCCUUCAGAUUAAAUGAAAGAUGGCGGAUUUAGCAUCAGCGUUUUUUGACAUAAUUGGAAAGGUGAACGCCUCGAAUCGGAAGUCAGGAAGUCUACAUAGCUCUCCCGACUCUUCAUUUGAUGAUCUAGACAAAAGAGAUGACAGAGUUUUACACAAGAAGGUGUCUUCCACCUCGCGACAAGCGGUCACUAAUUCUUUGCCAUUGCCGAAUUCUGCCACUGAGGUGCACUUUCCAAAUAUGCCUAAACAAGACCGAAUUAAUGACCAAGUAGUGCUGCAAGUCAAUGGAAACAGUAAAAAUGAUAAUGGCGACGAUGACGAUAGUAUGGAUAUGAUUAACGUUUCUCAAAGGAGCAUCAACUCUUGCAAAGCUACUGACGAUGAUAUUUAUGAUGACUUGGAGUCUUCUAUUUUUGCUCUCGGAACCAAAGAGGACAGAAUUACAAAUUCAGAUCUCCAAGAGAAGCUUGUACAGGCGGAGGAAAAAAUACGCAGUUUAUUACAAGAAAAUACCAAAUUGACAAAGGAGAAUAAAAAUUAUUGCAAAAAUAUUUCUUCCCUUGAAAUUACUGCAAGGAGUGAAAUUAAGAAAAAAAAUUUUAUUAUUCAACAACUUCAAUCAAAGCUACAGAGUAUGACAACAACAUUGGCUAAAAAAUCAAACCUGACCAAAGGUGAAGUAGAAGAAAUACUUCGACAAUGUCAUGAAGCACAUAUUGAAGCAAACUCCGAGGUUCUAGUUAAAGAAAUCAGUAAAUUUAUUGAACAAUUGACUUGUGCCAAACCUAAAACAAAUGGAUAUAAAAAGCAGUAUAAGUUUGGAAAUAUGUCGCUCUAUUUAUUUAGAGAACAAGUGCCUUUUGACCGAGAGGGUCGAACAGUUCAGUUGGAGGGUUCAGAAGAAGUGAGUCAACAGGAUUCUCAAGGGACGACUUUGGAGUAUCCAGCAAAUCAAAUUUCUCAUACCAGCGAUCAGAAAAGUACAAGAAAAUCAAAAAGUUUACAAGUAGAUAAAUCUCAACAUCAGCCUCUUCAUAAUUCAUCGUCGUCUACUGAAAAGAAUGCAGAAAAAUUGCCACUGAGCAACAAUGAGAAUAAAAGCAAGGAACGCCGACCCUCCAAUACUAACUCAAACUCAUAUUCGACAUAUUCAUCCAGGUCUAAAUCUCCACCACCACCCUCACGUGGGAAUUCUUCUCGUCAUGACCGAAGCCUUCGAUCUCGAUCACCACGCAAUUUUUCUCGUGAUCGGUAUGGUAGAGAAUCCAGGUAUGACAAAGACAAAAGAAAUGAUAAGGAUUUUUCGCCGCGACACAGAAGUAGUAACACAUCGACUACGAAUAAGCGAGACGACUCUCGGGGUCCAAGGAACUCUACUAGUAGUGCCAGCAGCAAACGAAAAAGAUAAAUAAACCAUCAGUACACAACAAUACGGUCUAAAUUGAAGAUAUUUAGAAUCUCACUCAGUCAAUUAUACCAUAUAAUCAUCAAUAUUUAAUUACAAGAUGCAGUUGUAUGUAAAUAUGUAGAUGUUGUUUAACAAUUAUAAUGUACUAUUCAUAAGUAAUUUCACAGUUUGACGGUAACUGAUUUUGUGUGAUAUUUAUAUACUAAUAUUAUUUAUUCUUUUACAUGUAUUAUACAAGUUGUACUGUAUAUGCAUUAAUAUCCAGUAAACAAACUGUUGAUUAUUAAUGGUA